CCGCAUCAGACUCCAGUUCUUCGGCACCUCAACGGUUACAAGCGUAGAUGUUUUUAGACGUCACGGUCGCUCGGUGGUGACGUAGCCGGAAAACGUGACUCUCCCGCUAAAACUACAAUGCGCAGCAUCAAACACGAGGUAACGCCGAAAAGGCAAACAUCAUUCCACUAUCUAACAGCAAUUAUUUUCAACAAUAUAGUGAGUAUUCCAUCUACAGACCCACGACGCGAUAACGACAGUACCUGCAACUGUAUUGUUUUACACUGUAUCACGUUUGAAUGUCAUAUUACGAUGAAAUAACAUACCGAGUAUAAGAUAACAUCAAGCAGUCAACGUAAUGAACUUUUAUGUGCAGUCCAGGUAUUCCGUCAACUUGUAUUGGCAUCUUAUGUCCACAGGGAGGCGGAAUUAAUCAGUGCAUACUCCAAAAUGGAAAGGGGGCGGGACAUAGCUGUCAAUCAAUUAGGUGGGGCACAGUGAGCGUCUCAUUUAUAGUUAGAAAUUAAUUAUUUAUACAGCGUGACACACAGUCCUGACAAGAUUUCCUGACAACUUCUGGCUUCAUCAAUUAAACAUUGCAAGAUGGACACCUAAGUUCAAUACGUGGAAUCGAUUAUAAUUUUAAAAUAAACCCUUACACACAAACACUCACAAUACACAGGCAUGUGGUCUUAAUUGGUUGAAGUGCUGUGUGAUUAGCCUUCUGCAACAGACGGGGAUUAAACUGGGAGUGUGUAAUUAUGAAUAAGCAUACGUCAGCACAUAAACACCCAUCAUCCGAGGCACAGCAGUGCAGAAUGGGGAUGCCCUCCUGCUAGGCCGCCCAUUAGCAGAAGCUGCAGCAGAAGCAACACAAGCAGGAAGAAGAAGAAGCCUGACUCGACGAGGACUGCCACGACGCGGAGCUCCCAAGCCGGCCGGCAGGGCAGCGCUUUACUCCCCCCCCCUUCUCCCUCACUCCCUCCUCCAGGACAGGACAGCAUCAAGAUGGCGGUGCAGGCAGCAGAAAAUGACGCGAUUAACGUGGAGGAUGACCAGCUCAACGACACGCUGGGGAACCCUGGCCUCAUCUCACCUGACAAGGAGGAUUUAGCACGUCUCCUGACCGUGCCCUUCAGCGGACGCAUCCGGGGUGGCAUGAGGCCCGGGAAGAAGAUCAUAGUGAUGGGCAUUGUGGACCUGGAGCCGGACAGCUUUGACGUGAGCUUGACCUGCGGACGGGACGUGGACAAGGAGGAGUCGGCAUACGACGUGGCCCUCAAGCUCACCGCUCGCUUCUCGGAUCGCCAGUUCCUGCGCAGUGCUCGCGUCGCAGGGAAAUGGACCGAGGAGGAGGCGUCCACCGCCUACUUUCCCUUCAUCCCCGAUCAGCCUUUUAGGGUGGAGAUCCACUGCGAACAUCAAAGGUUCCGAAUAUUCGUGGAUGGACACCAGCUCUUUGACUUUUACCACAAAGUAAAAUCUUUGACGUCCAUCGACACAGUGCGGAUAGACGGAGACCUACAGAUCACCAAGCUGGGCUAACUGCACACACCUGCGCUUUAAAGGUCACGUGUGUGUGUACGUGCGUGUGUUGUGUGCGUGUGUGUGUGUGUGGGUGCGCAGCAAGGACUCGAGCACAAACACAUUACGUGCACCACCAUUCACAACCCAUGGCUCCAAUGAGAAGUUUUUUUUUCUCUAUUAACCUUUUUUUUCUCAGGUUUUCUUUCCUCUGGCGUCACUUUUGUCAGAUUUCACAACAACUUUAGAAUUUUAGGGAAAUGUGUAUACAAACACUCUUAUGCUUAUGCAGCAUGCAGGAACAUCUAAAUGGACCUCCGACAGUUUAUUUGGUCUUUAUCUACUCUCACAAGGGCAGAAAUGUUUUUUAUAAAAGUAGUUGUUUUUAGCUUUUGGAUUUUAUUGCACUAAAAGAUGAGUCAAGCAUUCCAGCCUGUUUCCCUUCUGUGCUGAUGUCUUUCCCUCGCAUCCCUUCAGGGAUUUUCCCCUAGUUGUCACGGCAACACGCUGUCGUCUCAUCGACCUAAAUACCCAAAACUAAGAAUUAUUCCAUGUGGGCAUGUAGGAGGAAGACGCACACUAACAAGAAGUAAUUUUUUUUUUUUUAGUCACGUGUUUAAGAGAUGCAACUUCUCAUCACCUGGAGCGUCAUCGUUGGUGAUUUAACUUAUGUAGAUGAUUUUUAGGUACAAGAGCAAAAUGAUGAAUAUUUCUGAGGUGGCAAUGGUCAAGUAGGAACGUUUCAGUGGUGUUGGUGUGGUAAUUUGUGGCAGGAUCACAUUGAUGGUAUGUUUUGAAUGUUCAUGCUUCGGUGCUAAUGGAGACGGGUGACGCCGAUGCACGCCGUGAUUGCUAACUUAAAGGGGCCCUAUCCUACAUUUUCAUAUUUUCAGACUUAUGUAUACAUAUGUUACAAUUAUAUACUCUUGUUCUAAGUUAUGCAGAAGUGCCAUAUCAUGUAGUUGAUGUUUUAAAGUAUACUGUACGUUCUUUUUUAAGCCACUCCUCUGUGUUUGUAAAUGGUUGGUUGCGAGAACCUCAUGAGCUUUCCACGAGAUCAGACACAUCCUGUAGUGCCCCACUGGCAUCCCUUUUAAAAGCUCCUGAAAUGAGCAAGAUAGGGCCCCUUUAAUAUUAGUUUCAAGUAUGUUUAUGACCUCUUUGGAGCCAUUCCGCUUCACUAUUUGUCUGCUACUGGGCUUCUGCGUGUUUUUUCAUUGUUGAAGAAUCUGCAAAAUGCCCUGUUUACACCUAAUCCAGAUCGAGGCGAUAUCCUGGCUCAGAUUUCAGACUUUGAAGUGGUUCGUGGAUUGUGAAUAUAUUCUAAAUUGUCUGGUUAAAUAGCCUUUUUGUGUUAAUGUCUGCAGCUUCAGCUGUUGGUAGCGAUUUGAUUUAUUUCAAACAUGCAUACAAGGUUACAUUUGUGUACAUCACAUACUGUAUUUACAGUGUAAUAAUCCAACAUGUCCAAAAAAAGGUAGGAAGAAGCAACCCCAUCUCCGUUUCACAUCAUUACCCAAUACAUCAUUUAUCACUUUUUGUAAUUAGGACAUUGACAAACCAUGUGGAAGUUUAUUGGCUCUGUUGAUGUCAAGUUUAAAAAGGCUAAAAAGUUCUGAAGCUUCAAGUGCCAAAGUGGUUUUCCUCCAAUGCUGCUCAACGAAAGCAUUUUACUAAGUCGGUGUAUUAAGAAGAUGCAUUCACUUACAAGCAUUUACAAAGAGAUAACGUUCAGUGAGGGCUUUUUUUUUCCUUCUUCGCCUGCUUCUUGUAGUCACACGCCAAAGUUUUUUUCCCCCCACCCUUUGGAGGCAAACAGGAAACCAGCGUCCAGUGUGUUGCAUCAUUACUCCAGCAGAACAAAACGUGCUCUGUUGUAACGGUGCUGACUCUGGCCUGUUUUUUGGAUACACUGGGCUUUACUUGCUCUCCAUUUCCAGCUACAUUGUACUGUACUUGCCCAUAAUGACACGUUGCUGUGCACCAUUUUAAGAACCGUUUUCACUGGCAUUGAAAAGAAGGGUUGGGUGUAUAAAUAAUUGUAAAUGCAAGUUGGUUGGUGUGUGUGGCUUUGCGGUGAAAAUCAAAGUAUAAAUCUGGAUUUUUUUGCUCUUUGGAAGCUAGAAGUGGUGGUGUUUUUGUUACUGGUUCACAUUAAAAUGGCUAAAAGAUCUAACGAAUUAGUGUUUCUUAUACAAUUGGCCCAAUUAUUCAUUUAUUUGACUAUGAACUGGUGGAAAUGAUUCACUGACAGUUUCCACAUGAACUUGACCUUAUUUUUUGUCUUGUAUAAUUGUAAAAUCACCACAUGUACACUUUAACUGUCAAUCCAAACCCAUUCAGGUAAUAUAUUUCCAACUGCAGACCUUUUUAAGAGUGAAUAAAUGAAUGUUAUCCUCCUGAUUGUAAUUUGUUUAUAAACAGCCAGCAGUUGAAAUGUUGUUUUAGGCGAUAUUUCAUACCUUGUCUCUAUUAAAUAGGUGUCACCUUUUUUUGUUAGACUUCUGUAUGUGCUUUUGAACAAUAGAUCCCCUCUGUUUUGAAUUAGGAUGUGAGAAAAGCAUUUUGUGCAGCAAUUUGUUUUUGGGAUACCCGAAUGAUUGAAGAGUUGCACUCCAACAUGUCAUUAAAAUUUGUAGACUUCCUAGAAAGAGUUACGACUGUGCUGGAAAAAGAAGUUCCAACUGAUGAUGUGUCCUCUUGAGUAUUGUGUUGAUGUACGAUCUUGUUUUUAUUUAUUGCAGCAUAACCAGCAAGUGUGUAUGUGAGUAUGUGUGUGAUUUAACAUGUUAUAUUGGUAGCACACUCAUAACUUAAGUGUUUUAAAUGGCAAUGAAAGUGUUCUGGCAUAAGUAAGAAAAGCUGCAGUCUUCUUUGGUGUUUUUAACCACAUAACCAACUGAAGUAUCAUUUUUCACCUAAAAAAUAUCCUGAAACUGAUUUUAGACCCGUUUUGCAUCUCUUUCCUCGUCCCCCGCUCCUGCUUUUGUAAAAACUGCUCAUUUUGAAACCAAUAAACUAGUCUUCUUGGUACACGCCCU
Doryrhamphus excisus (bluestripe pipefish) is the source of this 4544-nucleotide messenger RNA. It is a transcript of the gene lgalslb, whose product is annotated as lectin, galactoside-binding-like b. Gene Ontology annotation, molecular function: carbohydrate binding. NCBI's taxonomy places the organism in Eukaryota, Metazoa, Chordata, Actinopteri, Syngnathiformes, Syngnathidae. The record is from RefSeq and is a predicted model, not a curated record.